This is a messenger RNA of Penicillium canariense, 1482 nucleotides long. RefSeq lists its product as uncharacterized. The coding region runs from base 1 to 1482 and encodes 493 amino acids. The transcript has a single exon. The record is from RefSeq and is a predicted model, not a curated record. Lineage: Eukaryota; Fungi; Ascomycota; Eurotiomycetes; Eurotiales; Aspergillaceae.
AUGUUGAAUCUCCCCAUGGGUUUACUCAGAUCUCCGCUUUUUAAUUUACCCAUCUUCGCCUUUCUUGAUCUUGUCCACGCGAGAACGGACUUUCCAACCCCUCUAAGUGAUGUGCACCCACAGCUCAAGUCUGAUAAUGGUGUCACAUUUGACCCGCUGGGCGUCGCGGCAAUUCUCUAUAAUCAGCGAGCUGACCGGAGUGCAGCGAGACUAUAUACUCAGUAUGAUCGGAAUCUUUUUAUCUGGCCGCAUAUGACUAUGGUUGGGGGCACACUGCCGCCAAUGCAGAUGCUGGUUGAACGCCUCACGGCUCCUUUCAAGUGGAUCCACCCCGCGAUCAAAAUGUGUGCGAAGGACACAACGAUGCUUCCUAUUCGGUCCGAUAUUUCCGGCAAUGUUUUCCGGCAGCUACCUUACAAUUUGAGCAAUGUCUGGCUGAGCGAUGUCGUCUCAUUUGAGCCUUCGGAGCACCCUGGUAAUGAUUUUGCUAUUGUGUAUGUGGAUACAGUCCACAAAACGCCAAAAUCCACCGACGAGGGUCGUGAAAGCGAAAGUCAUGAAGAUGAGUUCAUUAUCUACUCACAAAUUGGGAACGUCCGGUGGCAGGCUGGAAAAUGGACAUUAAAUCUUCUCUCUUUCAUCAAUGGGGCAAUGGUCUUAACCGGGAUGGUGUUUGGGAUCCUGUUAGCAGAUCUGUGGGCAUUCACCCUCUUUCUCUUGUACAGCUGUCACUGGGGUGCAUCGGUAGCGAUCUCUCUGACUACCAUGGUCACGGUUCACACUCCUCGUCGGAUUGACCCUAACCCCAACGAUCGCUUUGCUGUUUAUGAGCGUGAAGAAGGCGGCACAGUGAUCUUCAAAGGACCACAGAAAAUACUUGAAACCUGGGCACGUUCGACAUGGGAGUAUAAUCCUACCUGGAGCAAAGACUGUCUACACUGGCUUUGGAUUCUCACGGGGACGAUGUCUGGAAUUGCCUCUGUUGCAUGUAUGGUGAAUAUGCAUGGCAGACUGCAGCUUGGGUUUCUGGGCGUGUUGGUAUAUUCUUCAGUGGCUGAAAUUGGGGCCACUAGGAUUGCACGUAUUCUUCAAACCAACGCCCGUGGUCCGAUUCACAAGGCCUAUGUUCGUGGAAACUCAACUCGAUCGUUGGCCAUCAUUCGGGCAACUCUCGAAACUACAGCUCGUUGUCGAUUAACCGGCCUGGACUGGAUUUCAAUGGGGUUACUCCCAGAUAUGUUGGUCUUCCGGGAGAUGCAAGCUCUUCUGGAAGAUAUCAACCGGAUACAGGGGAUUGAUCAAGAGAAUUUGCAAGAGUUGAGAGAUGACGAUCGCUCGGCCAUUAAAGCACGAUGUUCAUUAUUUCUUGAUCGUAUCACCGCAAACGACCCCGCGCGAGAAACACUGGCCCUCAGGAUACGGAAUGAAGUUUACGAGACCUUAAGACUGAGUGAAAACUAUCGGCUGGAGCACAAAGAUUGA